Molecule: messenger RNA, 2358 nt
Organism: Cyanidioschyzon merolae strain 10D
Lineage: Eukaryota; Rhodophyta; Bangiophyceae; Cyanidiales; Cyanidiaceae
Product: mitochondrial translation initiation factor IF-2
Exons: 1
Coding region: 1-2358 (785 amino acids)
Molecular function (GO): GTP binding; GTPase activity
Source: RefSeq, a predicted model, not a curated record
AUGUUUUUACCACUACGAUCUUGUUUCAGCGCUUUGUGCGGUAACCUAAAGAACGUUUCAGAGGUUUUGCGAGCGCAGGCGCCGCCCAGUACUGGACGCGUUCUUCACCAGCGCCCUCUAAGCAGAGGCGAAUCGGGAGGCACUUUACAGCAAGUUAUAGACGCGAAUGGACUUGGUGAUGUCUGUUGGCGACAUCUGCAGUGCUGGAGGAGCAGAUCAAGCGUGGGAGCAUUGGACAAAGUUCUGCGUGGGAACAGCGCUGGCAGCUCGCUUCCUCCAGCUAGAGGCGCAGCUGAAGCAGCACUCAAACUGCCUGCACGAUUCGAAAGCUACGCAUCGUCCCUAGUGCGACAUACCAGAGUGUCGAGUCACUUCGCUGAUGCGAAAAUCCUUCAACACGGGUACGGUACCAGCUUUGGGACUGCGGUGGGCCGAGGCGCCUUCCAGCGCAGCGCAUCCCGCACCCUGCGGUCGUUGCAGCAGCGCCUCGGGCGUCCACACGAGAAACCUCGUCGCCAGCGGGAGUCUCUUUUUACAGACGACUCGAAAUGUUUGCGAAUCGUAUCCAGUCGAGCGCAAGGCUCUGUAGAGGUACGUGGCCCCCGGAUACCGAGCCUGCGGCAAGUGCAGCUUCAGAGACGUGCCCAGUGCCAGUGGCGCUCACCCAGCCGCAGUACGGCUCUGUGCGCUCGAUACAUACGCCAUCUAGGCAUAUCGGCAACGAAAGCUGGUCCAGUGGAACACAUAGUAGAUGCUGCGAAAACCCCCGCGACCAAUACAUGGUUGCGUCCACCCAUCGUGACGGUUAUGGGGCACGUCAACCACGGCAAGACAACGCUACUCGAUGCGCUACGCGAGACGCAACUCGCUGGAGAGGAAGCCGGUGGAAUCACCCAAAAUAUUCGCGCAUUUCGAGUAUUCUGGGAGCGCAUCCUUGGACAGAGUGCUGACGUACCCUCGGUGCCUUGGAUAACCUUUCUGGAUACGCCAGGUCAUGAGGCGUUCACCGAGAUGCGAGCACGCGGGGCCUCUGUGACGGAUAUUGUCGUGCUGGUGAUUGCUGCUGACGACGGCGUGAUGCCGCAGACGCUGGAGGCUAUUCACCACGCUCGUGCAGCUGCAGUACCGAUCAUCGUCGCGUUGAACAAGUGCGACAAGAUCAAGGGCCGAGGCAUGGCGAUCUACAAGGCACUCGAGGAGCAGGCUGGUCUCUGUGUUGAAGCGCUUGGCGGUGAUGUGCAGUGCGUAGAGAUUUCAGCUCUGAAGCGACUACAUCUCGAUCGACUCGUGGAGGCGAUUCUCCUGCAAGCUGCUGUUUUAGAGGCAGAACGGACGACAAGCAUACAAGGUGCCGCGGAGGGCGUGUGCCUCGAGGCGCGCAUGGAUCGAGGCUAUGGUCUCGUGCUAGACUGUCUAUUCCGACACGGGAAAUUGUGUUCCGGAGAUAUCCUGGCAACACCUGCCGCCUGGGGACGCGUACGGCUUCUCUUGGACGAGCACGGGCGAAAAAUCCAAGAGGCAUGGCCGACACAGCCGGUGACCGUCAUCGGGGUGCGUCGCAACGAAGACGACUCAGAGAUCCCCGUCGAGCCCGGCAGUAUUGUUCGAACUGUUGAUAGUGAAGAGGCUGCCAAAGCUUUCGUACGAUCUGAGCGAUCCACUGCGGCGCUGGAGACCCCAGCGAGCACCGCUGCACGCGGUAGCGAAGCCACGCGCUCGGGAACCGCACAUACAACGGGUCUCGAGCUGAUCAUUCGUGGUACCUAUCGAGGUACCGUAGAGGCGGUAGCGCAAGCGGUGCAGCGCAUGAGCACCCCGAAUUUCCCCAUUCACAUCAUGCUUGCUUCAACUGGAGCGGUAUGCAAGGCCGAUAUUCUCCUGGCGUCGUCUUCUCUGGAUCGUCCGGCGCAAAUCAUUGCCUUCCAGACCAAGGUACCGAGGGCAAUCGCGGAAUUGGCGGCUAGGCAUCAUGUACCUGUCAAGUGCUUCACGGUGAUCUACGAGAUCCUCGACGACAUCCAGCAGCAACAGCGACGGGCCCAGAGCGACGAGCCCCAGGCUCCGGUUGCCACUGGCAGAGCUCGAGUGCAGCAGGUCUUCACAUACAACGCCGGCAAGCGGGUCGCUGACGCACUUAUUAUCGGCGGUUGCCGCGUGAUCGAUGGCGUUAUCUACAGGCGUCAUCCAGUGCGGAUUCUUCGACAAGGACAAUGUGUUCAUGAGGCGCGUAUCAGCUCUCUCAAGCAUUAUCGCGAAGAUGUUGCCCAGGUGCGGAAAGGCCAGGAGUGCGGUAUCGCCGUGGAGGGAUUUGCAUUCGCGGUGGACGAUGAAAUCAUCGGGAUAGCCGACAGCGGCUAA